AUGACGAUUGGUGAGAUAGAUAUCAAGGACUACUUCGACCAGGAGACGCUUGAUGCUCUAGAGCAAGCUUUCCUGGAGUUCGACACCAGCGGUGAUGGCUCGAUUGGCAAAGAUGAGCUUCGCGACUUAUUUGCCAAACUCGGCAAGACGUUGACAAAGAAGCAAGUCGACGCAAUCGUUCGAGAGAUUGACUCCGAUGGGAACGGGGAGAUCGACUUCGAGGAGCUCUGCUACCUGGAGAUCGUCAUGUCCGGCGCUAGGCCCCAAGUUCAUUUGAUCGACUACAAGACGUUCCUUACUGAAAAGGUCAUCAAGCAGCUGGAGCAGUGGUUCUCCUUGAACGAUAUGGAUGACUCGGGCGCGAUCUCGAUUGACGAUGCUCUGAAGAUCGCGGAACAGCAGGACGUCAAGGUCACCAUGGACGAUGUGAUGGGCCUUCUGUCACAGGUCGAGUCGGCGGCAGCAGGGCAUAUCAACUUUCCGUGCUUCUGCGCCCUAUGGGCGCUCAUAACGAAUGCGCAGAAGAUGAUCAACUACCGGGAGUAUCUUGAAUCCGAAGAGGUGGCAUCCUACAGAGCGAUGUUUCAGGAAGCAAGCGGCGGCAAGUCAGAGUUGAACCGAAAGCAGGUUGCAGAUACCCUUCGGAACACUGGCUUCGUCCGUGUGCGCCGUCAUCUCACACGCAUCUGGGAGGAGAUGGCCAUUGACAAGAAGACGAUGCUGGACUUUUCGCAGUUUUGCAUCGUCAUUGUCAGACUCAUGAAGCGGCGCAAGUAUCGCGAAGUUAACCCAGAGACCUGCACCUGCGCGAAUCUCUACGAGGAGGGCUUCACUGUCAAG
This is a messenger RNA of Symbiodinium natans, 840 nucleotides long. The record is from the annotation of a GenBank genome assembly. Lineage: Eukaryota; Dinophyceae; Suessiales; Symbiodiniaceae.